This is a messenger RNA of Hyaloperonospora brassicae, 690 nucleotides long. The record is from the annotation of a GenBank genome assembly. Lineage: Eukaryota; Oomycota; Peronosporomycetes; Peronosporales; Peronosporaceae.
AUGUCGCGCGUCGCUGUCUCCCGCCCCACGCGCCUCUGUCCCGUCCUCUUUGCGUCCGUAGCGCGCGCGUGUCUCGCAGCGGCCGAGUCGCAGGCCCUGUUCGGCUACAGCUACGGCGACGGCCGCGAGCGAUCGGAGACCGCCAGUCUCGACUUCUACCCGCUGGCCGACCGCGGCUGUGCCUUGUGCCGCAACGAAGAGAACUGCUCGUUGGCCGUGCACAACGAGUCGACGGGCGUGUUCUGCGGGGACGUGCCGUCGACGUUCCAGCCGUGCUGCUGCUCGUUCCGCAACGAGUGCAUGACGACCAUCUUCUCCAACUCGUGCGUGUGCUACGACGGCGCGCGGGAGAAGGAGAUCGUCACGACGCGGUUCUACCUCUUCCUGGGGCUCUCGAUCGUCGCGUGGGGGCUCCUGCUCUACGACAAGAUGUGCAAAGGUCCGUACAAAGUCACGAACAGCAACCGCCAUCAGCAGCUGGCCAGCUCGCCGUCCGCAGUGCCGAUCGCCAGCCGUGUGGACAGCGCAGUGGAGGGUGAAGACUCGGAGGGUGAACAAGAGGAGGCGAAUGCCGUCACAAGUGCUGUGGCCGUUGCUGACGCUGUUGCUGUUGCUGACGCUGUGGAUGUCGAGAGCGGGCGCGAUAGGGUUGGGGAGACAGCUGUUGCUGAAUCUCAGCGGCCUCAGUAG